Molecule: messenger RNA, 8625 nt
Organism: Rhea pennata
Lineage: Eukaryota; Metazoa; Chordata; Aves; Rheiformes; Rheidae
Gene: CCDC71
Product: coiled-coil domain containing 71
Exons: 2
Coding region: 328-1539 (403 amino acids)
Source: RefSeq, a predicted model, not a curated record
GCAGAACGCUGGGAGACACCGAGCCAGAGGCUGCUUGCCCGUGGGUGGUCUCCAGUGAGUGCUCCUUGGUGUCCACACCAGCCUCCACGGGCUCAUCUCUGCAGCCUGUCGCAGCCCAGCGCCACGGUGUCGUCUGCGCUGGCAGCCCGCUCGCCCCUCCAGUGCAUCCAGUGAAGCAUUGUGCAGCCCAGCUGUUUGUCAAGGGCUAGUAGUCUGAUCCUGGGUAGUCAGACUGCUAAGCCUGGCCUGGCAGAGCUGGAGCAUUGCGUGUCAAGUGUUGUUUUUCCAGUAAUUUGGACCUUUUGAAGCGCCUCCUUGCCUAAUGCCAUGAAUAUUGCAGUGAACAAUGUGGAAGAAAAAGCUGUCCAUUCCUGGUCGAGAAUUUCUUCUGCAGGACAAAAAGUGCUGGAGGAAGCCCUCCGAGUCUUCAACCCAAUGUCCAAGGACCUUUCAGACACAGAGACCCAGCUGGUGGCCUUUAUUCAGGGCCUCAAGGAGGAAGGCUAUCAGCCCACAAUCCUAAGGAGUAAAGAUGUAUAUGGUUACAGUUCAUGUACAGCAGACACGCCUAAUCAAGCAAAAGAGAGCACACAACAUGUUUCCACUGCAGCAACCGCUGCUGCUGCAACCGCAUCCGAUUCUGCUAAAACUCCAGCUAGAAACACAGCAGCUGUGGCAAAGGUGCCCGCUUCAUCCACCAGCAUUUCCGUGAACUCUUCUAAGGUCUCUGCUAAGCCUGUCUCUAAAAGUAAUUCCACAAAUCUGCUGCUAAACUCCCUGAAGCAGACAAGAUCUGGCACAUCUAAGGCCUCGGCAGUGGGCUUUCCUGCGAAUAUGUAUCCUGAUGUAUAUCCAGCAAUGAGACUGUCUGUGGUUCUGGAAGCUCUGGUGCCACUGAAAACCACCGCAUCCUGUUUGGAAUCCAAGUACAAACAGGGGCAUCUUGGAAUCUCGCCCUCAGACCUUAAACUCCUCAAGGCUUCGAGUCCACCGAGGCAGUCUUCCUCAGGCAAGAGCACUAAAAUAACAGAAGCUAAGGGUUAUAAGCGUCUGAAGAAAGGACCAGAUUGUGCCACCCUCACAUUAAAUCUUCUGAAGGGACCAAAGGGUGGUGUGCUGCAGGAGAGUAAUGCCUGCAAAGCCUCGGGAGUCCUCAAUGGGAGAGUCACGGGGAGCUCAUCUAAAGGCAACACUGUAGCAGCACAAUCCAAGGCUUUGAAAAUCAAAGCUAAGGAGGCUCCCCUGGGGAAAAUGGAGUGGAAGGAUAGCAGCAGUCACCAGGAGACUGUCGGGCAGAAGAGGAAAAGAGCUACAGAGGUGAGAGAAGCACCACAGAAGAAGAAGAAAACAAAUACCAUUCCUGUCCAAAACAAACCUCAGCGGGCUCAGAGCACUUUGAAUCUGCUGAAAUUCCAGGCAAUCAAGGUGGACAACUCUUCUGAUGAUGAAGUGAGGAGGAGAGCACAGAAAAUUCUUAGGGUCAACCUGUCCCCUGUGAUCCGAAUUCAGCCCUUGUCUCAUUCUCACAGUGUCUCCUGAAUUUCUUCACUUUGUCACUUUUUUUUUUCUUCUUUUUUUUUUUUUCGUAAGUAAGUAUGAGCCAGGUGCCAGAGUGUGGAGAAGUUUAAGAUCAACUUUGGAUCUCUAGUGUCUGGUGACGACAUGUCGACUAAUACCUGCAGAUGGAGCAGCCUGCUCCAGUGCUGUUCCUGGCUGUCUACCAUUGCUAUGCAGAACUGACUGCAUAAGUACAAAACCACGUUUAUGAAUACAGGAUGGUGACUCCUUGCCCGCAGCAAGCUGAGCAGGUCAAAGUGUUCACUUUCUGUGGGAUCUUUUCUAAAUGUGGCAGGCUGUGCUCUCAUGCAGGGGGAAAACAUACGACUUUCUCAUGACAUUGAUGCACUGUGAUAUUUGCUCUUUUUCAAGCUGUACAUUUACUGGUUUUAUUUUGAUCAAAUUUUAUAACUUUAUUAUCUAUAUAUCUAUAUAUCUAUAUAUGUGCAUAUUGCCCAGGAACUGUGGGAAGAUGCACUUCUUCCACUCUUCUGGGAUUGGGUUCAAUAGCUUUUGUUCCUCCUCCCCUUCAGCCAGUGUUUUGUUGAAAGGUGCCAGCAUUUCUUUGUAAUUCAGUGUUGUGACAGUAUUCUGGGCUCUUUUGUACAGCUCAGAAGCAGGCAGAAUUAUAGCUACUCAUUCGUCUCCAAAAACAUCAUACAAUUUAGGAGAAUGACCAGCUGAUAGUCAGAGUAUUGUUCUAAUCGUACUUUUGGUAUUACCUCCACACAGGCACAAGAGUGUUACUGGGCUACUGCCUGCAAGUCUGCCUGACGCUUUUAGGUGCCUCCUCCACUUCUUGGUAGCAGAAGCUCUGAACUCAUCUUAUGGGUUUGCUCCAAAGAGCAAUUCUGUCUCAGAUCCCAGUGGUGUUUUGCUCCUUUGUAUCCCAGGUGCAAACUUAGAAAAUGAACUUGUGACUGUUGCCAGCCUAAAAGCUGGAGCUGUUAAUAGCAAUUACUUGCUCUUUCCUGUCCACAACUUACUGUUUUGCUGUUACUGAACAUUUCAGGAGCAGAUUCUAGGUGCCAGUAGAGAGGAUAUCUGCUGUGUUUGAAUGUAUUAGAUAUAUCCUGGCUCUCCUUGAGUUCAGUGGAGUAUCUGAGUCUGAAUCAAAGCAGAAAAGCAGAAGGAUUGGGAGGAUAUAUCCCAGCACUUAAAACAAAUGUAGAGAGUUUCUUGCUAUCAGUUUGUGGGGGUGAAGCAGUAGGAGAGGAGAAUUACCCCACCAUCAUUAACACAUGAUGGAUAACAGCUCUGCUGUUGUUUCUGGGAUGUUGUGAGAUGGUUUGUGGUAGGUGUGAAAGCUCUCUUGACUGCAGGCUCUGCCCGUCCCCAGGAGACACUGCAGAACCGCUGCAGACAGGCUGUGAUGAGGCUUCCUGCACCUGGGGGCACGUUGCUGGAUGUGAAUGCAGACUCUGCACAGCCUGAGGUCAGGCCUCUUCUCUGCGGAGAGAGGAUCUGCAAACUACAUGAGAAACACUCAUGUUCAAGCAAUUGGUGCUGCAGCAGCCACCUGGGAGGGACAGCCUUCGUAGUCCUACUUGUGACUGACUGUAAGAUCCCAGUUUGGAUACUGCAAAAGCAAAAUACGGCAGCCUGGGGAGAGGGAGCAGUGUCAGGCCAAGUACAUUCAGACCUCUGCAGCAGCAGGCAAGUAAUUGACUUGUUCUCUCACCAGCUCAAAAUAUCAGUUGUCUGACCUAGUAAUCCAUGUGGAUAUUGGCUGGAAGGCUGAGCUCCUCUGGAAAACCACAACUCCCUACAUUCCAGCUCUUCUCUAGCAUCUGUCUGGAUUUCAGUGCUUUAUAGCAAGGGUCAGUAUCUGAUUCCCAGCUCAGAGAGGAAAGCUGAAGUAUGUAGUGGAGAAACUGGGCGUCCUGAGGCUCAACCAGGGUUCUCCUGACUCCCCCAGGUAGGGCAGUGCCGUUAGCGGGGUAGAAGUUUUCCACCUCAGGAGGUGGUUGCAGGCUGUGAGUCACACGCUUGGGUUUGUGUUUUUGCUGUGCGUAACUGAGUUGCUGUCAAAGAUCAUAAUUUGCUGCAGUGUUUGAGGCUGACCUGUGAAUGCCACUGGUUGGCUGGAGAGCAGGAGGAAAUAUUUUCUUCUGCUUCUGUUUUUAAAAUGCCCUGGCAGAGAGAUCCCCUUUCCUGACAUGAUGCUGGAUGAAGAGAGACCCUCCAUCACUGUUGCCCAGCCAGUGUUGCUUUGUCUCUUUUGUUUCCAUCCCUUCAGACCCUUCUCAUUCCCACGCUCUCAAAUGCCAGGUCUUGAAGCCUUGCACUGGAGUUUCUCUUCUUGGCUGUUUCCUGAGGAGGGCUCUGAACUCCAGCCUGUGGUAUUGCUGCCUGACAGGCUGCUCUUGUGGCUUCCCCUUGUUCCCAACCCCAUAUAAGGGCACCAAGAACAGUCUCCAGAGCCCUUUCUGUGCAGGGAGCAGAUGUUCUAGCCGAGUGCCUGGGCUCUAGGGGGAAGAGCAGCUGAAUUCAGAUUGAAGUUGCUUUUCCUCCUGCCUGAACAGCCUCCAGGAAGCUGAGCACCUGAGGCCGACACAUCAGGAUGUAUCCUUUGCCUUUGUCGUACUUCUUCUCUCUGCUGAAUUGCUCCCUGCCUCCCUACUGUUCUGUCACCUCUUGCGUUUCACCAGUCUGAAUCUUUGCCAGUCAGAGACUUGGCUUAUACUGUUGCUAAACACAUCAAGCAGAACAUACUGCCCUAGCAGAGCUGUGCCUUUCUAGGCAUUGAGCUGAGUUCUGAAAACAGUUGAUAAUGAUGGCUCGCCUGGUAUCCUCCCCAGGUCACCAGCCUAAAGGUCUUCUGCUCUGCAAAGAGAAGUGGGUGUUGGAAAUGUUCGCGUGCUAAGACUGUAUCACUGAGGCUCCUGCGAGGGAAUUGAGCGCCCUGAAACUGUGCACUUAGGGACUUGCCUGUGAUCAGUCAAAUCCCUGGCAGCAUUUCUGCCUAUCUGUAAUAGGGACCACAGGACACCUGAGCUAAUCAGGCAGCUCUGGAGCUCUCAGAGUUCAGAUCUAGUUUGCUGUGUGCCUUUCACAGUGAUUCUCUGCUGUCCUGAUGUCUCCUCUUUUCCUGUGCAGAUGACUUUGGAAUUUGGCUGGAAGGAAUGCAGCUUGUUAGUCACAGAGGUUUUUUAUAGCUUCUUGUGCCAAUGUCAGCAAGUGCUGCCUGACAGUUACUUCCCAGUGAGUCCAGUGUUGGCACAGAGGGUCCCUGCAAUCUGUUAGUGGUAGACUUUGCAGUCCUAAGUCUUGUGGCUGUGUGCAGCUACUCCUGGCAUCUGGGUCCUUUGACACUGGUGUGCAGGAGGCUGCAGAAGGGACUGUGCUGUAACUGUGUGUUGGCUGGUGCUUAGGGAAGAUGAAAGGUCUGAUCAAAACAAGUCUAAAGCUUGAUCUAACCAGAGAUCUCAAGUGGUCCCUUCCAACUUAAAAUUUUCUAUAGCUACGAUUAGACCAUUUGCCUUCCAGAGAUCUGCAUGGCAGUAACUGGCACGGCAGGUAGAGAAUGUGUUGCCUGGAAUGCUCUGGUCUCUGAGUGUGCUGUAUGCAGGUUGUUCAGACCUGUUCCUGUAUUAGUCACUUUGAAUUCAUCCAAGUGCCUAACCUGGCCUAUGCUGUUCCUAGGCGUUGUGACAGCCAAGAGCUUUGGAGACACUCUCUUAGGAAUGCUUUUACCACAUGGAUUUGUGCCACUGUCACUUCAAGAAAUGAUUCAAACAGAGUUGAAAGGACUGUUCUUCAGACUGAGUUUGUGGAAAUCAUUUUUCCUUUUAUUCAGCUGCUGAGAAGCAAGAGUUUGUGCUUCACCUGCACCAGACCGGCUUCCUGUGUGCUUCAGACGUGCGUCAGUGAGGUCCACGGGGAGAGCAUCUUACCCGGCAGGCAGGUGAAGGGAGAGCUGACAUCGCAUACCAGGUUGAAGUUAUAUUAAUUAGUAGAAACAUUGUUUUAAAGCUUAUGUGCACAGGGAUCAGUUUUCACCUUCUGCCACCACUUUCAGCUGGAUAAAUUUCUUCCCUGCAAGCCACAUAGUGUGGUGCUGCUGUUUCUAAACUGUUUGCAUUGUACCCCAGAGCCAGCUACAGUAGUGAUCCUUGUGCAGAAGUUCUUAAGCACUCUUUUGCAAAAUAAGAAGGGAUUCUUUUUUACUCCUGUUUUGUAGCCCGCUAGUAGAACUCUAAAUAUCUUGGUAUUUUAGUUGGGGAAGAGGUGUGUUCAUUCUGCAGAGCGUAGUGAGCGCUAAUGUAGCUGGAUACUUCUCAGACCAGAGCAUCGUCCGCCCAGCCUGUUGCUGCCAUGCUCACAGGACAAGCACAGCCCUGCUCCAGGACCUGCUGCGGCCAGUCCCCUGCAGAGCGGUGAGGAGCUGGUGCAGCCUGUUCUACAGAGACGGCGUUCUGCUCCCUUCGGCAUGGCUGAAAGCCCUCGUUGUCUGGCUUUCCGUUGCACAGAGUUCAAGUCACCAGCUAAGACCAUCUCAGCAGUCAGGGGGUAAAGCACCACUGGUGAGUGGGGUCAUUCAGUUGCUGAGGGCUUGCUGCACGUCUAGCUCGACAGCCCUGCCUGGUAGCUGCAUGUAUUGUGCCUUCCUGCUGCCAGAGCCCCCUUAGACACCAGCAGCACUUCUCCACUGGUGGAGCUGGGUGGAAAUCCCCCUGCCCCAACUGUGGCAUGAUGGGGGGAUGCCCUGGGUUUUGGACAUGAGCACAAGACUGAGUAGCGGUUUGGCUCUCUGACUUGUGACUGUCACCCUGGUUCCAUGACCAGAUCUUGCUAGCAUGCAGAAGGGUAGCAGUCUCUCCAGACGCUUUCCCUUUGGGCCAGAGUUUCCUACCUUGUCUGGGAGCUGGGCCUAUCGCCAUAGCAUGAGGUACAUGUGCUGACAGAGAGCAAACUUUUCUCUUAACUGCAGUUGGACAGUGUAACGCUAGUUGGGAAGCCUCCCAGACUGGAAGGGAGGUUGAGGUGGGUGGAUCCUGGUUUCUGCCAUGCUUGGCAGAGUUCGUGCCAUGCUGCGAGGAGCACCUGCAGCUCAAGCAGCUUGGUUUGGGUGGAAGUGACUUUCUAUUUUUCAGUAUACAAAGCGACACUGGCCUUUCUGAUCCUGUGGUCAGAUGGAGGCAGCUUUCCGGGAGCUGAGGUGGCUUGAGGAAAAGCACUGUUCUGUGGCAGCUUUUGCCUUCUCGAAGGUGCUGCAGCACUUUUCUUUCUGAGCUGGGCAGGCUGGGACCGUCCUUGGAGAGGGUAUCAAGGAAGGUGGUUCCCAGGCCCUCACGCUCCUGGGCUCUGUGCCAUGCUCAGGUUUCCUUCUCCUUGCAGACUGCUCCUGCCUGGAGCUGGAUGCUGUUAGACAGGUGCCAGGUGCCUUGCUGACUCUGGAGCAGAGACCUUGUCCCAGAUGGCAGGAGAGCCAGCCCUCAUCACCAGCUCAACCUCAGCUGUCGACUCUACAGUAUCUGUAGAUGUGACAGCAUUAGCACUAAACAGCUUGGCUGGUUGCUGCCUCCAAAGCAGUGGUGCUGUGACUGGACCCCUCAGUUUGCUUAAGAAGAUAGAGGAGUCUGGUGAAAAAUGAAGAAGCUGGGAUUAGGAAAAACCAAAGAUGCCAGCAGUGUCCGUCUGACCAGCUUUGUUUGCUUCUGCUACAGGAGGAUUUCCCCAAAUAGAGGGAGCUAAGUAUGUAGCAUACUGGUAGCACUUCUUGAACUCCAUCCCUGGCAGCUAAAGGAGUCUUUCCUUCUCUGUCUGGUGGCAUUACGUGAGGCACUUGGUGCUGCAGGCCCUGGAGGGCAGGGAGAUGCCUUUUUGAAGCAAGCACCUCCUUGAGCCUUUGGUUUCCAUCUCUCAUUAGUUGCACAAACUGGCUUUGCUUAGGUGGUCACGAGGAAGGGAAGCGCAGGAAGGUCCAAGCUCUCAGCUUGGAGAGCCCCCAGUAUGUGCUGGUUUGUUCCCUCUGGAAGCCCUCACAGAGAGGGCAGCUCUUCCUUGUAUGAGCAUCUGAAAUAACUUCCCCUGCGGGGAUGAUUAGGCCUUGCCCCUGGGGAGUCCCUGAAAGGCCUUAUUAUCGUCUGGGCCUCUCUCCUCAUUGUCUUAAUUAGCCCUUUCCCUUCCUGUUGCUACAGGCAGCCCCUGUGAGAGUCUGAUGAUUCCCACAGACAGUCAGGCACACAGUGCUGAUAUAAAAGAGAGGGUGCUGCAAAGCUGCCCCCAGAGAUGCCUCCCCUCCUCCCUCAGGGGCCUAGAAUUCAAAGCAGAGCACUUUGAAACGUGCCCCAGCCCGUCAGACUACCAAGGCCCAGGAAGGGACGUGAUUAGCAUUGGAAUUUGUCAUGGGGAGGAUGCAGUGUCCGGAGUGUAAUGUCAUUUUCUCCUCAUAGUUCCUGAUGCAGCAUUUCUGAGGAACAUUAUUUCCAGAGCAGUGGCACAGCAGUCGGUCUGUGGGGCAUGGGGGAUCUAGGGUAGCGAGAGGCACUGCCCAGCCCCGUGAACUCAUCUUUGCCGACCAUCGUCUCCAAGAGAACUGGCUCCAUGACUGCAGUGUGACCGACUCGCUCUGGCUGGGACUGGUGCAGCCAGCUUAGCCACAGAUGUUCCCCGGUGGCCGGAAAUCCUGAGCGACGCCCGUGGGAGCAGGGACCUGCCAUGCCCAGACUGCUCGUGCCAGCGCCCCGCAGCUUCCCUGUCCCAGCGAGCCCAAUGGGAAACGGCCAUCGCCCAGCAGAAGGACGAGUAACAAACUUUUGUAUGGCGAAUUUACAACUGAUCACUUUGUUCUUGUAUGAACUUUAUACUGUUUCAUUUGUUUGUGUAGAAUGUUUUUGAAGCUAUAUUAAUAUUUAAUGUUUAAUAUGAGGCUGGGCUGCUCCACACUGUGUUGUAUAUUUUGGAAUGGCAUUGUUUAGUGAAAAGGCAGUGUUAGUAUUAUUCCGCUCUUGAGAGGGAAUGGGACAAAAAACAGACUGUCUUUUUUCUUACAUGAAGUGAACUUUUUGUUAUGAAGUCCCAGCAGGUGUCCAGCCCUUCAGUAAAAUGGUGCUCAGAACCGCC